Hypomesus transpacificus is the source of this 5226-nucleotide messenger RNA. RefSeq names its product insulin-like growth factor 1 receptor. The record is from RefSeq and is a predicted model, not a curated record. Bases 961 to 4521 code for a protein of 1186 amino acids. Gene Ontology annotation, biological process: positive regulation of MAPK cascade; multicellular organism development; regulation of JNK cascade. Gene Ontology annotation, cellular component: axon; membrane; insulin receptor complex. Gene Ontology annotation, molecular function: ATP binding; insulin receptor activity; insulin receptor substrate binding. The transcript has 19 exons. Lineage: Eukaryota; Metazoa; Chordata; Actinopteri; Osmeriformes; Osmeridae.
UCGAGCCUUGUUUACAGCGUUGAGCCUACGGAGCAGACGAGGGUGGCCACAACCACACUGCAGACUGAAAUAUGAUUUUAGCCAGAAGAUAGUCUUAAAUCAACCAAUGAUAUCAGAUAAUGUACUUCGAGUAGACGGAUACAUUGAAUUAUUAUGUUCUCAUGUGACAAAAGUGGAUUCAGUUUGAAAUUGUGGUCUGACUUAAUGAGCGUGUGAAGACGGAGGAGGGUGGGAGGCAGAUAACGGUGCAGUUGUUGAAACCAUUUUUGUCCUGGCGGAUAUUUCGGAUCAAACGUCGUGUCCUACACUCUGGGAGGGUGUUUGCGUUUUUCUUCCUUUCACGUGCGAGGAAAGCAUAUGGUCAUCAUAUAUGAAUCUGAUAGUUUUUGACCAUCAAGGACUGUUAAAAUUUCAGUUUAGCUUGUGAGGAGCCUUAACGAGCAAAUUGCCAUUUGUUUUUAAGAAAUGGAGUCUGAAGAUGCGGAAUACCAAGGGGUAGACAUUUCUACCGCAUGUUUUUUUACAUCUCUUACAUCAAUUGGUGGUUCUCAAGAAUGAUCAGAUAGGCUACUGAUGUAUUAUUAUGAUCAUCAUAUACUAUCUGCCGAAGAAGACAAAUCUCCAAUUUUCUGCUGGAUUGAGUUCACCCUGCAGCGGACUCAAAGAAAUUCCAUAGCACAUGAGAAACAUUCGUCUUCUAGGUUGCCUGCGUGUUGCCAGUCUCUUUCUGGGAUUUUCAUCUUCCCAUUGCUACUAGCCAGCCACAAGUUAAUUUGUGGCACCAACACGACAUUGGGCAAGGUUUUUUCCCCCCCCCAAGAAAUUUACUUUAAAUCAGUGAACAUACGUUCGUGGACCGUUGCGAAUGUCCAGAAGUGUCUGUCUUUGGCACUGUUAAUUAAUCGGGUUAUACAUUAACCUUUUUAAUUUAUCAGGCCGGGAAGGAUUUAUUUUACAGGAAUGAGGUCUUGUACAGAAAAGGACCAUUUGACCUUGUUUUGUGGUCUGUUGUGCGUCUCUACGAUCUGCGUUUGGCCCGCGAAUGGAGAAAUCUGUGGUCCCAGCAUCGACAUUGGCAAUGACAUCAGAGAAUUUAGUCGGUUGGAGAACUGCACGGUGGUUGAGGGCUACCUGCAGAUCCUCCUCAUUGGUGACAAGAACAAUAAUGCCAACCAGGAUGUCUUCCGAACCCUCAGCUUUCCCAAGCUCACAAUGAUCACCGACUACCUGCUCCUGUUCAGGGUGUCCGGCCUGGACAGCCUUAGCACGCUCUUCCCCAACCUCACCGUCAUCCGAGGACGCAACCUCUUCUACAACUAUGCCCUGGUGAUCUUCGAGAUGACCAGCCUGAAGGACAUCGGCCUGUACAACCUGAGGAACAUCACCAGAGGUUCCAUCCGGAUUGAGAAAAACCCGGAGCUCUGCUAUCUGGACUCGGUGGACUGGUCGCUUAUCAUGGACGCUGAAUUUAACAACUACAUUGAUGGGAAUAAGCAGUCCAAAGAAUGUGGGGAUGUGUGUCCUGGAAUCAAUGAGGACAAGCCCCUUUGCAAGCAGACCAACUUCCAUAACUACAGCUACCGUUGCUGGACGUCCAACCACUGCCAGAAAGUUUGCCCGGACAGCUGUGAGCGGCGGGCGUGCACGGCGGAGGGGGAGUGCUGCCACGCUCAGUGCCUGGGCAGCUGCACGGCGCCCAACAGCGACACUUCCUGCGCCGCCUGCCUCCACUACUUCCACGAGGAGCGCUGCGUGCCCGACUGCCCCGCCGGCACCUACAAGUUCGAAGGCUGGCGCUGCAUCACCAUGGAUCUGUGCUCCCGCGUGCACGUGCCCGACUUUGACCGCUUCGUCAUCCACGAGGGAGAGUGCAUGCCUGACUGUCCCUCUGGCUACACCCGCAACGAAGACUCCCCCGACAGUAUGUUCUGUUCAGCCUGCAACGGCCUGUGUGACAAGAUCUGCGAAGAGAAGGUCAUCGACUCCGUAGAUGCCGCCCAGUCGCUCAAGGGCUGCACGGUCAUCAAGGGCAACCUGCACAUCAACAUCCGCAGAGGACAGAACCUAGCCAAGGAGCUGGAGAGCUUCAUGGGCCUGAUCCAGACGGUGACGGGCUACGUGAGGAUCAGACAUUCUCACACCCUGGUGUCCCUCUCCUUCCUUAAGAGCCUGCAGCACAUCCGAGGGGAGGAGCUGUCAGAAGGGUAUGCCUUCACUGCGCUGGACAACCAGAACCUGCAGUACACGUGGGACUGGGGACAGCACAACUUGACCAUCCACAGAGGCAAACUCUUCUUCCGUUUCAACCCCAAACUUUGCCUUUCCGAGAUCCGCAAGAUGUGGCAGAAGACAGGCGUCACCGAGAAAUACGUCGAGUCGGAUAUCCGCAACAACGGAGACCGAGCCAGCUGUGAAAGUCAAAUCCUGAGGUUCAAGUCCAACAGCACCAUGAGUAACAGAAUCAAGCUAACAUGGGUUCGCUACAGGCCUCCUGACUACAGAGAUCUCAUCAGCUUCAUAGUCUACUACAAAGAGGCUCCGUUCCAGAACAUCACCGAGUUUGACGGCCAGGACGGCUGUGGCUCCAACAGCUGGAACAUGGUGGACGUGGACCUGCCCCCGGAUAAGGAUUCUGACCCCGGGGUCCUCCUGUCGCCCCUCAAGCCGUGGACCCAGUACGCCAUCUUUGUCAAGGCCAUCACGCUGGUGGUGGAGGACAAGCACAUCCUGGGGGCCAAGAGCGAGGUGGUCUACAUCCGCACCAACCCCUCAGCCCCCUCCCUGCCCCUGGACGUGCGUGCCUACUCCAACUCCUCCACCCACCUGGUUGUGCGCUGGUCUCCUCCCAUCUCCCCUAAUGGCAACCACACCUACUACCUGGUACGCUGGCAGCAACAGGCGGAGGAUAGGGAGCUCUACCAGCACAACUACUGCUCCAAGGAGCUGAAGAUCCCCAUCAGGAUAGCAGCCACUGGAGUGACUGAGGUAGAGGAGGACAUCAAGUCUACAUACCCAGACAUGGCCGGGGGGGAGAAGGGCCCAUGCUGCCCCUGUCCCAAGUCUGUCGGAGACCUGGAGGCCGAGGCCGCAGAUGCCUCCUACCGCAAAGUCUUCGAGAACUUCCUACACAACUCCAUCUUCACACCGAGACCCCCGGACCGGCGCCGGCGAGAUCUGUUUAGCAUUGCCAACGCCACCUUCUCCCAGGUCGCCACGAGCCCCAGGUUCAACGCCACGGACGAAGAGCUGGCGGAGCGCGAGUACGACUUCCAGGAGCGUGCGGUGAAGGAGCGCGAGCUGCAGAUCCCAGGGCUGCAGCCGUUCACCGUGUACCGCAUCGACAUACACGCCUGCAACAAGCAGGUCAAAGGCUGCAGCGCUGCAGAGUUUGUCUUCUCCAGGACGAAGCCUGCAGAGAGGGCAGAUGACAUCCCGGGGCCGGUGAGCUGGGAAGGACAGGAGGAUUCGGUGUUCCUGCGCUGGCUUGAACCGCUCCGACCCAACGGCCUCAUCCUCAUGUAUGAGAUCAAGUACAAACUCUCCACUGAUCUGGAGAAGCAUGACUGUUUGUCACGCCAGCUGUACCGGGAGCAGAAAGGAGCACGACUCAGUAACCUGGGUCCAGGGAACUACUCUGCCCGCGUGCGUGCCACCUCCCUGUCAGGCAACGGCUCCUGGACCGAACCAGUGGCCUUCUACGUGACCCAACAUGAACGGUACGAGUCUUACCUCUACAUUGUGAUCUUCGUGCCGCUGGCGGUGGUCCUGGCCAUCUGCUUGCUCAUCACCACCUACUUUGUUGUGAGCAAGAAAAGGAACAGUGACAGACUCGGGAACGGAGUGCUCUACGCCUCGGUCAACCCAGAAUACUUCAGCGCUGCAGAGAUGUAUGUCCCAGACGAGUGGGAGGUGGCCAGGGAGAAGAUCACCAUGAACAGGGAGCUGGGCCAGGGCUCCUUUGGCAUGGUGUAUGAGGGCAUGGCCAAGGGCGUGGUCAAGGACGAGCCGGAGACUCGCGUAGCCAUCAAGACGGUCAACGAGUCGGCCAGCAUGAGGGAGCGCAUCGAGUUCCUCAACGAGGCGUCCGUCAUGAAAGAGUUCAACUGCCACCACGUGGUGCGCUUGUUGGGCGUGGUGUCGCAAGGCCAGCCCACUCUGGUGAUCAUGGAGCUGAUGACCCGGGGAGAUCUGAAGAGCCACCUGCGCUCCCUCAGAUCCAAAGAGCAAACCUCGUCCGCCCUGUGCCUGCCCCCCCUGAAGAAGAUGAUUCAGAUGGCGGGUGAGAUAGCGGACGGCAUGUCCUACCUCAACGCCAACAAGUUCGUCCACAGAGACCUGGCGGCCAGGAACUGCAUGGUGGCUGAGGACUUCACCGUCAAAAUAGGAGACUUUGGCAUGACGAGGGACAUAUACGAGACAGACUACUACCGUAAAGGAGGCAAGGGCCUGCUGCCAGUACGCUGGAUGUCCCCAGAGUCCCUUAAAGAUGGCGUCUUCACCACCAACUCAGACGUCUGGUAACUGUCCCCUCCCACGCACACACACACACACACACACGCACACACGCGCGCACAAUAACUUCUUCUGGGGGAUCUAUUACUUUGGGAAGAACUGCAGCUUAUUUCUCCAUUUACCCAUACAGUAGAGAUAAUCUUUGCCUAGCAACAAAAGACCUUAACAUAAGAUCACAGUGUCCUCUUUAGUCAGACAAUGCUAGAGGACUACAGUUAGGAAGACCCGUUGAACUCAGUGAAUUCUACCUACUUAGAGGCCACAUUUUUGGUUUGGAUAUUCAAAGAGAAUGGCUAAAAAGGUCCUGGCCCAGCUUCUGUGUGUUUAAGUCCAGCCUGGUGAAUAUUUAAGUUGUAUAUUUCCCUCGUGUUUUUGUUUUAUCUCGACCCGCAUGCACACACUCUUUUCCCCUCUCUCUCUGUCUCCUCGCUCCCCCUCUCUUUUUGAGGAUUGCUCCAGGAUGUGGACAUCCACUUCAGUAACAGCUGCAGUCGAUACACACACCGCAUUCCUCCUCUUCCCUUUCCCCUGCUCCAUAUCUUGAGUCAAUUUGUAGAUUCCAUGUAGCGAUAAGAGGCCAGUCUGGCUCUCAAAGGGUAAGAUGGGGGGGGAGGGGUGGUGUGUGUGAUAUUUUCACUGGCUUUAAGACCAAGGGCCUCAGUUAAACACACCUCUUAAUUCUGUUUCUUGAAUUAGGAAGAGGGAGAGCGAGAG